Argentina anserina (silverweed cinquefoil) is the source of this 1537-nucleotide messenger RNA. RefSeq lists its product as uncharacterized. Lineage: Eukaryota; Viridiplantae; Streptophyta; Magnoliopsida; Rosales; Rosaceae. Gene Ontology annotation, molecular function: RNA-DNA hybrid ribonuclease activity; nucleic acid binding. The record is from RefSeq and is a predicted model, not a curated record. The transcript has 8 exons. Bases 219 to 983 code for a protein of 254 amino acids.
UCCCGUCACACGUUCCGUACACAGCGCCCAUUUUCCGGACGACGGGUCGUUUCUACGCCGCCAGUUGUUCUUCUUCGUGGAGAACAAAGCCGAACCUAUCUGCUGAGAUUAAGUCAGUUAAAGUUGGACUAGCGCUGACCGGAGUAGUCAAUCUUCAGCUUCCGAGUAAUAAUGGCAGCAUCCGCAAAACGACGUCGUGCUGUGCUCGGACGAACGCGAUGGAAGUGGAGAAAGAAGCCUUCUACUUAGUUCGGAAAGGAGAUAUUGUCGGCGUGUAUAGGAGUUUCGGUGACUGUGAGGCGCAGAUUGGUUCUUCGAUAUGUGAUCCUCCUGUUAGUGUGUAUAAAGGCUACUGCUUGCCUAAGGACACUGAAGAACAUCUGGUGUCGUUUGGACUUACCAAUGCCAUUUACACUAUCAGAGCUCACGAUUUGAAGCAUGACCUUUUUGGGAAGCUUAUGCUUUGCCCUUUUCAUGAGCCGGCACCUUCAGAAUGUGAAGAACCUGUUACAGAUACAUCUGGAAACAGUUACAAUGAAGUGCCUGGAUCAGAACAUGUGGGUUUCUGUACUCUCGAGUUUGAUGGUGCAUCGAAAGGAAAUCCUGGACUAGCUGGUGCUGGAGCUGUGCUGCGAGCUGGUGAUGGAGGUUUGAUCUGUAAAGUUCAAGAAGGUCUGGGAAUCAAGACCAAUAAUGUUGCUGAGUACCGAGCUCUGAUUUUAGGGUUAAAAUAUGCUUUGAGGAAAGGUUUUACUAAGAUUCGAGUCCAAGGUGAUUCCAAACUCGUCUGUAUGCAGGUUCAAGGUUUAUGGAAGGUCAAAAACCAGAAUAUGUCUUCCUUGUGCGAAGAGGUGAAGGAACUGAAGGAAAAAUUUGUCUCCUUUGAGAUCAAUCAUAUUCUGAGGGACAAAAAUUCAGAAGCAGAUGCUCAAGCAAACUUGGCAGUUCGUCUUAGUGAUGGUGAAGUCCACGAAGUUAUCUGAAUGCCAAAUUUCUACUGCUGGUUUUGUUUCGGUUGGUCUCAAACUAAAUAUUGGUACGACAUGAUGCUUCUUCUUCAACCCUGUGGCCUAAAGUAGAAUUCUUCUGCUGAUGGCAUGCAGAUUAGACUAAUCAACACAGGAGCUAUGCACUUCCAGCCGAGUGUGACGACGAGCAGUGCAACUUCUUGGUCUGCCAUUACGCACCUCAUGGGUGCAAUUUCAGCUGCUGCAACCUAGAGGGAGGUACAGCGGCCAUAGUGACAAUUAAAUCGCGAUACAGUCAUACAGAGGAAGAUCCAGAUCCCAGAACAUGCAUUUCACAGGCCACCAGCCAUAGAAAUCGAAGCAGAAAAUACAUUAUACAGAAGACUUUGCCUAGAAAGUGGAUGUUACUACAGUAUACAAGCUGUAACUCCUGUAAGAAGCUAGUAGAAAUAGUUUAUACAUUACUGAAAGCCAGAGCAUAUACAAUGUGAUUCAGUGAUUCUCAUGUGGUCUUAAGAUUGUACAGUAAAAAUGAAUGCUUUACUUUUUUCUUUGAAAAUAUAAUUACC